Molecule: messenger RNA, 2655 nt
Organism: Paramecium octaurelia
Lineage: Eukaryota; Ciliophora; Oligohymenophorea; Peniculida; Parameciidae
Source: the annotation of a GenBank genome assembly
AUGAAAUUGGAAGAAUUUUAAAGAAUAGAAGAUAUUCAUAUUAAAAAUGAAAACACUAAAUAACCUGAAGUGAAAAAGAAACCAUUUUCGCAAUUGAUGGUUCAUUUCAAUAUCCAUCAUUUCAAAAGGAAAAUGUUAUCAUACAUUCAUCCUAAUAAGGAAUUAUCAAAAAAUUAAUUCUUUAUAAUAUUUGACAAAUCUUCAUCUUUCAAAAGCUAUCCAAAAAAAUAAUAAUAAUAAACAUCGUUGUUAUAGCAUAAUAGAGCAGUUGUCGGGUUUCGUAACAUCAUAAAAGAUUUUAAGAAUACCUUAAUAGCCUAAUUAAAGAAAAAGGUUUAAUAUUUCAUAGAAAUUAUACCCAUAAUAGAUCCUUAUUCAACUAGGAAGUUGAUCUGGGACGGAAUCAUUACUAUAAUGAGAAUUUACUUAUUAAUUUGGAUUCCCAUUUUAAUAGCAUUUAAAAAUGGAACUCUAGAGGACUUGAAUGCUUAUACUCUUAAUGUAUGCAGCAGUGCUUUUUUGAUUGAUUUGGCAAUGCAAACUUUUACAAUAAGAUUUGAUAAAGGAUUUCCUGUAAAAGAUCGAUAUUAAUUGAUACAAUACUAAAUAAAUUGGUGGACUGCAAUAGAAUUAUUUAGCUUCAUUAUCUCUUUGUAUUUCAGCAUUUAAUUUCAUUAAAACAAUUUUUCAAUGUCAGUAGUUGAAGAUGAUGGAUGGACUAAAAUACUAUUGUUAUUAUUGAUUGUCUAGACAAAAAAUAUUCUUUAGUUUAUUGAAAAUUUGCAAUGUGUAAUUAAACCAAGUAAAUCAUCAAAUUCAUUGAUUGAAUUGGUGAAAUUGAUAUGCUUAAUUUUAUUAAUCUAACAUAUUUUUUCAUGCGUGUGGUAUUGAAGAGUUAUAUUUAGGGUAAUAAUUGGAACAUAUGAACAUUUAACAAGCUAAUCAUCUUGGCUUGAUAUGGCGAAGUUGGAUAUCGAUUAACCUUGGCACAAUAUUUACUUAGAAGCCCUGUAUUUUAUAAGUGUAACUACAUUUACAGUUGGAUAUGGUGAUAUAACGCCACAGAGUAUGUUUAAAUUUAAUAAUAUAUAGAUGCAUCUGAGAAGUGGUUUACAGUCAUAUAUAUGUUUUUCUGUACUUUGUAACUCUCUUAUUCUGUAAAUACUAUAGGGUCGAUCCUGAUUUAAUUAAAAGAAAACAAUGAAGAAAUAAAAUAGAAAAUGACAGCUGUUACAGAGUAUAUGACGAAUAGAUAAAUGAGUCGAGGAUUGUAGUUUAAGUAAGACAAUCAUUAUACCUAUUUUAAGAGUUAGAGAAUAUUUAAAUUAUUAUUGGUAACAAGAAAAUGUUUAAAAGAAAAAUGAGACUGCUGAAAUUAUACGAUUACUACCAGAGGAACUCCAAAAAAGUAUACAAAGAGAAGGAUGUUCUAAUUUAAUUAAUAAGAGUUAAUUUUUCAAAGAGAAAUUUACACCAGGGUUUCUAAAUCAAUUAGUAGAAAUCGCUUAUGUGCAGAAUUUCUAACCAGGAAUAGUAAUCAAUGACUUGUAAAACAUUUACAUAAUUGAAUAAGGAUGUGUAGAAAUAAUAUAAAAUUAAGUAAAAACAUGGCAUUUAAAUUAUAGACAGUAGUAGGCUAAUUAAUUUAAUUUUAAUAGUUUGGACUAAAAAGAGUAUCUCUAGAUUUGAUAAAUGAAACCAAAUAUCGGACCAAAUCAUUUACAAAUCUUCUUAUUAUUCCAUAUACAUCUCUAGUUUAAUUAAUUGCAUAAAAUUAGAAUGAAUUAGAAAUAGUGUCAUAAGCAAGUCUCAAUAUUAUUAAUGAGUGUGUUAUAUGCAAAGGAUCACAUGUAACAGAAUUGUGUUCUCAGGUACAUUAUAUUCCUGACAAUGAAAAAGUAAUUAAAAAAUAUUUGUACAACUCUACCCAAUAAAGAGGAAGGCAUAAGAGAAAACCAAGAGAUUAAUUUUAAGAAUGGAAAAAUGAGUUGAGGUAUUUUCAAGACACUGCUGAAUAAUUAUAAUAAGAUUGUAAUAAUGAAAUUGAACUUCUUUUUCCCAAUAAUGAAAAGUAAUAGCACAUCAAUAUUUGUACACCUCGUUCCAUACUUGAAAUAAAUGAUGAAAAGCCUAUAGGACAAAGAGGAGACCUUGAAUAUCGGCUCGAAAACAAAGAUACUACAAAAACCGUUAGAAAAUUCGAAAAUAAACAUGAAAUAAAUGAACUAAAUCUCACUUAGCAGUUCGAAGCAAUAACUUAAAAAUUUAAACAGCUUCAUGUAUACAAUGAAAAAACUUAAAAAGAUAUUUUUCUGCUUUAUAAAAGAUUAGAAUUUUUUAUGGGCUUAGGUGAAUUUGAAAUUGAUAGGUACAAGAGUUAUAAACACUAUCAUAAAAGUUGGAAUAUUGAUAGAAUAAUAGCAGAAUAUAAUUUUGCUUCAAAUUGCACACAAAAUCGAAAAAGUGAAAAAGUCAGCCUUGAAUAAAUAUCGAAAUACCUAUUAUUCCCCAAGUUGUACUUUCAACAGUAUCAUUCCGAGAAACCAUCUGUGCCUCUUGAAAAACCGAAAGUUAUCAAAAGUAUAAUCAUUAUUCAUCAUAGAUUUUAGAACUUCUAAGAAAAGGAAACGAAUUGCCAUUCAUCCAGAUUUUUGA